AUGUCACAACAAUAUGGUGUUAUACGAAGAGACAGCAAAGUACCAUCAUGUACGUACAAUCGUCAUUUACGAUUCCGUUGAAUAUUGGAUUUUAGACUGAUGAACUUAAUAGAUGUAGAUAAAAGGAAUCAUGCAUAUGAUGCCUACUAUGUAGAAAGACAACCACAACACUCCCCUUCUAUGAAUCCUUCAGUGAAUGAACACAAUUUGCAAGUACAUCAAAUGCACACAUACGACCCAGGUAAGCAUCCUUUUCAUUUUCUGUCCUGGGAAGCUUAUGUAGCUAACUGGGAUGUAUGCAGAAAACUGGAAGUUUGUUCCGUUAGAAAAUGAAAAUGGGAGGGCCAUUGAUAAUCUCCUUCAACAUGGAGAGGUCAGACUUGAAGACUGGCGAAUUUCAGAGGAGCCCAAACUGAUGCCUGGAUUUUCAUUCCUACCAGGAGAGGUAAGUCUUUUCCGUACUCAAACGCCUCUCUUAUUCCAAGGUCAUACGUCAACGUUGGGUUUUGUAACCUCGUACAUAUCCUUUUUACUUAUAAAAUGCUAAUUGAACCAAUUCGCCUUAGAUCAGGAACAAAAUUUGGGAAGAGAGUUUGCCAGAACAUAAACUAGUGUGCAUUCAAUUUAUGAAUGACGAAAACAACAUUGAGUUUGCUGUUGAUCAAUAUGCAGACUCUCAUGAUACCAAUGAGCGUAUGUGAUCUUACAUCAUCUUCUCCUCCCUCUUCACAAAAUAAACUACGGAUGCAUGCUAACUCGGAAGGCUUGAAGACAUGUUCACCUGUCGAGGUUCCUGGAGCAUUUACCUAUCUCACUAUUCCAAUAUCCAACGAAACACGCAGACCGUAACCGACCCAAGAGACGACGCAAAUCACCUUCCAAACCGAAAGCCUAUAUAUGUCGACGGCGCAAGAGAUAUCGUAGUUCUCCCUCAAAGAGAAGAGAGUUUUCUUUUUGGGCCAAGCCUCUCGAGCCUGCAGCUGAGUUGCGUACAAAACCUUGCGGUCCCAUGGAAUCAAUGGUUCAUGAAUUUGAAUCAUUGGCUGCAUAUAUUCCCACUACUCGAAGACCUGACUGUUGUGUUGAAUACACAAUUACCUUACGUCGGUCCUACACAGCCACAGCCAGGUCCUCAUAGGCCUGAUCUUGUAUGGAAACCCCUCCUGCUUCAGGUGACCUCGAAAAUUUCACAUUACACAGACAUUUCAAACUUUCGAGGUCCUCCAGUAGAUGGCGAACCUCCGUGUGUCAAGACAUGGCAGGAGUCUUCCAAAAAUGUAUACAAGACUUUGAAACCGCAAUUCCUGGCGUCUCAUCGAGUUUUGUGGGAGAAAAUCAACUUCGAGUGCUGCAUACUAGGCACAGAGUUUUGUGAAGAAUGGUGGUAUGCUGCGCUAUUGGGGCUGGCCCCAAGAGAGGGGUCGUUUACCCAAACUACAGAGAAAGUCGCAUACUGCACCAUCAAGCUGAUUGCUCAACGCUUCGCGGUUCAACCCGUAUGUUUUCAUUACUAUAACUCAAUGCUAGAGUCAGCCUGGUAUGCUAUUAACCUACAAGAAGAUAUAG
This is a messenger RNA of Hymenoscyphus albidus, 1566 nucleotides long. The record is from the annotation of a GenBank genome assembly. NCBI's taxonomy places the organism in Eukaryota, Fungi, Ascomycota, Leotiomycetes, Helotiales, Helotiaceae.